AUGGACCCCAGCUGCUCCUGCACUGUUGGUGACUCCUGCACCUGUGCUGGCUCCUGCACAUGCAAAGAGAGCAAAUGCAAGUCCUGCAAGAAAAGCUGCUGCCUCUGUUGCCCCGUGGGCUGUGCCAAGUGUGCCCAGGGAUGUGUCUGCAAAGAGGCAUCGGACAAGUGCAACUGCUGCACCUGA
Messenger RNA from Carlito syrichta (Philippine tarsier), 186 nucleotides. Its product is annotated as metallothionein-2-like. The record is from RefSeq and is a predicted model, not a curated record. Lineage: Eukaryota; Metazoa; Chordata; Mammalia; Primates; Tarsiidae. The transcript has a single exon. Gene Ontology annotation, molecular function: metal ion binding. Bases 1 to 186 code for a protein of 61 amino acids.